CUGUCGAGCGCCGCAUCGCAGAGAGGCACCCGGAUUAUAAAUAAUGUAUUUCCUUUGUCUUGUAGGAAUUCUGGAGGCAGAGGGGCCAUCCGAUCGGCGGCGAGCAGCUUACAUAGCAAAUCUAAUAGAGCUGAAGUGGGAAUAAAUGGCUCUUUGCCUCCAGCUGCUGUUGACAGAAGUAAUGAAAGCAUUAAACAUCAUGUUCGGCUGGGCCUGUCCAAAUGGAAACACAACCAGACGCUCUCUUUGAAGAUCAGAAAACACAUCUUGAAGUUUCUGGAUGCGGAGAAAGACAUUUCAGUGCUGAAAGGAACUCUGAAACCUGGAGAUAUCAUUCACUACGUCUUUGACCGGGACAGCACCAUGAAUGUUUCCCAAAACCUCUAUGCGCUUCUGCCCAGAACCUCACCACUGAAGGGCAAGCACUUCCGAACGUGUGCAAUUGUAGGCAACUCGGGCAUUCUCCUCAACAGCGCCUGCGGGGCGGAAAUCGAUGCUCAUAACUUUGUGAUAAGAUGCAACCUUGCUCCGGUGCAAGAGUACACCCAGGAUGUCGGGAUGAAGACGGACCUGGUGACGAUGAACCCCUCGGUCAUCCAACGGGCCUUCGAGGACCUGGUGAACGACACCUGGCGGGAGAAGCUGCUGCAGCGCCUCCACAGCCUCAACGGCAGCAUCCUCUGGAUCCCAGCCUUCAUGGCGAAAGGGGGCAAGGAGCGGGUGGAGUGGGUCAACGAGCUGAUCCUCAAGCACCACAUCAACGUCCGCACCGCCUACCCUUCUCUGCGCCUCUUGCACGCCGUCCGAGGGUAUUGGCUGACUAACAAAGUGUAUAUUAAACGCCCCACCACCGGCUUGCUGAUGUACACCCUGGCGACUCGCUUCUGUAACAGGAUUCACCUCUACGGCUUCUGGCCUUUUCCCCGGGACCAAGACCAAAACCCCGUCAAAUACCACUACUACGACAGCUUGAAAUAUGGCUACACGUCGCAAGCCAGCCCGCACACCAUGCCCUUGGAGUUCAAAGCUUUGAAGGCCCUGCACCAACAGGGCGCUUUGAAACUCACAGUGGGCGAGUGCGAGGGGGCCACGUAGAGAUGGGGUCCACGUGGGGCUCGCUUUUCUUGACAAGAGGUCUGAGGAGGGGGAGCCCGGAGGGAGCAGUGAUGGGUGGAAAUGGUUUUCGUGACACAGAGAAUGGGGACCCAAGUAUAUAGACAUGGUACCAUUGUACGUCUUUGGGGUUCAUAAAGGGAAGAGCCAGGGGGACGCAGCCCAGGAGAGGGAAGGCGGUUUGGUGCAGGAGAAGAACUCGGUUCUUGCGGCCUUCCCCCGAAGCUUGGAAAGUCGAUGUGGUCUGUAUGGGUACUUUUAGCGUGACGAGUUAAUGUUAGGCCCGUGUUGUGAGUGGUCUAGAAUUGGUAGCUAGGAUCCGUUUGGCCGGCAAGCCGGGCUUCCGGCUCGUGUUGUGUUCUUGCUUAGUGGUAUUGAAGAGGGACUUGGGGG
Messenger RNA from Heteronotia binoei (common prickly gecko), 1506 nucleotides. Its product is annotated as alpha-2,8-sialyltransferase 8B-like. The annotation marks the transcript as partial. Gene Ontology annotation, biological process: oligosaccharide metabolic process; N-glycan processing. The record is from RefSeq and is a predicted model, not a curated record. Lineage: Eukaryota; Metazoa; Chordata; Lepidosauria; Squamata; Gekkonidae. The transcript is spliced from 5 exons. Gene Ontology annotation, molecular function: alpha-N-acetylneuraminate alpha-2,8-sialyltransferase activity.